CUCUUAUAUAUGAGUCUGUAGCAUUUCAUUAGAAGGCAGAGGAAGAGGUUGUCUGGAGAGCGCCCGGAGAGCGCCUGCAGCCCUGUGAGCACUUCCACACAGCAGACAGCUACACAGCAGUCAUGAGUACAGCCAGUAAGGAAUCACUGGAAAGUUGUCUACAGCAGCUGAAAUGCCAUUUCACCUGGAACUUGAUAGCAGAAGACGAGUCCUUGGAUGAGUUUGAAGACAGGGUGUUUAACAAGGAUGAGUUUCAGAACAGUGAGCACAAAGCCACCAUGUGCAAUAUCCUGGCCUAUGUAAAGCACUGCAGGGGUCUAAAUGAAGCAGCUCUGAAAUGCUUAGGGGAAGCUGAAGACUUCAUCCAGCAACAGCAUCCUGACCAAGUAGAAAUCAAAAGUCUGGUCACCUGGGGAAACUACGCUUGGGUCUACUAUCACAUGGGCCAGCUCUCAAAAGCUCAGGCUUAUCUGGACAAGGUGAAACAGGUCUGCAAGAAGUUUUCCAGUCCCUACAGGAUUGAGAGUCCUGCGCUUGACUGUGAGGAAGGCUGGGCCCGAUUAAAGUGUACGAAGAACCAAAACGAGAGAGUAAAGGUGUGUUUUGAGAAGGCUCUGGAAAAGGACCCAAAAAACCCAGAAUUCGCCUCUGGAUGGGCCAUUGCAAACUACCGUCUAGAUGACUGGCCAGCAUCGAAUAACUAUAUUGACUCUCUGAAGCAAGCCGUUAAUCUGUCUCCUGACAACACUUAUGUUAAAGUCCUCUUGGCACUGACGCUUGAGGUGAUGCAUGAAAAACAAGCAAAGGAGCUGGUUGAAGAAGCCUUAAAGAAAGACCCAAUAGCAAUAGAUACACUGCGCAGUGCAGCCAGAUUUUAUUACAAGGUCCAUGACGCAGACAGAGCUAUACAGUUGCUUAGAAAGGCUUUGGAAUCCCUCCCAAACAACGCUUAUGUACAUUAUUAUAUUGGGUGCUGUUAUAGGUCAAAAGUCCAACAAAUGUUGAACACAAGGGCAACUGCAUUUAAUGGAGAUAGGAGGAAGAUAGAGGAACUAAUACAACUGGCACUGAAUCACUUACGGAAAGCAGAGGAAAUCAAGGAGAUGAUCGAAAAUUCCUGUAGCUUUCUUGCUGAUCUUUAUGCCAAAGCAAAGCAGUUUGAAGAAGCUGAUUAUUACUUCCGGAAAGAAUUCAACAAGGACCUCCCUCCUUUCCCUAAACAGUUACUCCACCUACGGUAUGGCAACUUUCAGCUUUUUCAAAUGAACUGUGAAGCCAAGGCUGUCUACCAUUUUAUGGAGGGUGUGAAAAUAAAGCAGAAAACAAAGCCAAAAGAAAAGAUGAAAGACAAACUUCAAAGAAUUGCCCGAUGGCGGCUUUCUAAAGAUGAAUCUGAUUCUGAGGCCUUGCGCAUCUUGGCAUUUCUUCGGGAGAAUGGAGAGGGUCAGCAAGCUGAUAAAGACCCUGAGGGAGAAGUGAACUCUGCAAACCAGGUCACUUCAGCAUCUUUGGAUGAAGCAA
Molecule: messenger RNA, 1521 nt
Organism: Grammomys surdaster
Lineage: Eukaryota; Metazoa; Chordata; Mammalia; Rodentia; Muridae
Gene: Ifit2
Product: interferon induced protein with tetratricopeptide repeats 2
Exons: 2
Biological process (GO): defense response to virus
Cellular component (GO): cytosol
Molecular function (GO): protein binding
Source: RefSeq, a predicted model, not a curated record